AGAGAGGUAGACGGGAUGUGUAGAACUCGGGGGGUCCUGUCCAUUCUCAGGGGAAAUGCUGGCAGUGGGAAGCGGAUGGAGAGUGCGAUGGUCCUUUUCCCUUACCCAGCUCACCCUGCCUCUCUUUCCCCAUGGAACCGAAAUGUCCCUGACCUCCUCCAGCCCCGCAUCCCUGCAGUACCUUCAAGCAUCGGCCCCCUUGUGACAGCUCGCCUCUCCCAGGUGAUCUGAAUUGCCCCGGGGUGGGGAGAGCUGACCGUAGAUUCUCUCUCCCAUUACAGAACUACAUGUUAGACAGCUUUCUCUCUCUCUCAUGCAAACACAUACACAGGCUGCAAAAGAGCAGCGCUCAGUGCUCAGAGAACUGGAACCUUAGCUGCACAGUGUAGACGGCAGGGCGGAUAUAUGCCAGUCCCUAUAGCCCUAUAGCACCAGCUUUCUGACUGCCUGCUUUCUCAGCUACAACAGGACAGUGUUCCCCCACCUCCUGUGCAGGGCAGGGCUUGGGACGGGUACCUGCCUCCGUCUCACCUGAUACCUGCCUCCCAGCCGCCUUCUAUAAAAAGCUCACCCAUUCCAAAGUUCCAUCUCCCUCCGUCCUUCCCUUCCUCCCACUUGUCCUCGAUUUCCAAAACUCAAAGGUUGUGGAGGUAGUGGAUUUGACAGACGCACGCACUCACAGAUAGACACACAUUAUACACACACACACACACACAAAGACAGAGCAUGGCUUCAUUGAGAAGAGCUUUCACGCCGUUUCUCAUCCAGGACAUCUUGUCGCUUCAGGAAACUUCGCCAGGCAGCUUUCCCAGGGGAUUCCGUGGGAGCAGGGAGGAGGCAGGACAGGGCAGCGUCCUCCAGCCCAACGCGGAGCCCCUCUCCCACAGCGGCCUGGAGCUGGGAUUCACAGGUCAGGCUCUGGGGAGGACAGAUUCCACCCAGUUGAGCAGUGCCAGCCAUGAGAGGACAAUGGUCACACCCAGGGCUCUGAGAAGCCCCAGGAAGAAGCGUUCCCGAGCUGCUUUCUCACAUUCCCAGGUGCUGGAAUUGGAACGGAGGUUCGACACUCAGAGGUACCUGUCAGCCCCAGAGAGGGCUGACCUGGCCACUGCCCUGAAGCUAACAGAGACCCAGGUGAAAAUCUGGUUCCAGAACCGCAGGUACAAGACCAAAAGGAAGAUGCUGGCUGCCAGGCAGAACUGUGCUGUGGUGAAGGAGCAGGCAGCUCCAAGAGAAGGGAGCUCCCAAGUACCCAUACUGUCUCCCUACCCAAGCUACCGCUAUUACCCUUACUUCUACUGCCUAGCAUCUGUCCCAGCAACUGUCUGCUGACCUCCUGAUGGCCAUUAGCCUGAAAGGACUCUGCACUUUAUUUAUUUCAUCAGCGGUGGCUGCAAUCAGUUUUUUUUCACUUCACAGGUAAAUGGGUGCAAAAUUCCACCAGCCCUGGUCCAUUCCUCCCAUCUCUUUUGGCAUCAAGGUGAAUAAAACUGACAGUCAAUAUUUUCUCUGCUACUUUUAUAAAAUAAAGCAACCCCUUUUUUAUUGCCA
Rhincodon typus (whale shark) is the source of this 1551-nucleotide messenger RNA. Its product is annotated as homeobox protein koza-like. NCBI's taxonomy places the organism in Eukaryota, Metazoa, Chordata, Chondrichthyes, Orectolobiformes, Rhincodontidae. The record is from RefSeq and is a predicted model, not a curated record. Gene Ontology annotation, molecular function: DNA-binding transcription factor activity, RNA polymerase II-specific; RNA polymerase II cis-regulatory region sequence-specific DNA binding. Gene Ontology annotation, biological process: regulation of transcription by RNA polymerase II; cell differentiation. Bases 727 to 1332 code for a protein of 201 amino acids. The transcript is spliced from 2 exons. Gene Ontology annotation, cellular component: nucleus.